Mesocricetus auratus (golden hamster) is the source of this 8719-nucleotide messenger RNA. RefSeq names its product gamma-aminobutyric acid type A receptor subunit gamma3 (gene Gabrg3). NCBI's taxonomy places the organism in Eukaryota, Metazoa, Chordata, Mammalia, Rodentia, Cricetidae. The record is from RefSeq and is a predicted model, not a curated record. Gene Ontology annotation, biological process: synaptic transmission, GABAergic; regulation of postsynaptic membrane potential; nervous system process. Gene Ontology annotation, cellular component: neuron projection; synapse; postsynapse. Bases 118 to 1521 code for a protein of 467 amino acids. Gene Ontology annotation, molecular function: GABA-gated chloride ion channel activity; benzodiazepine receptor activity; inhibitory extracellular ligand-gated monoatomic ion channel activity. The transcript is spliced from 10 exons.
CGCCGAACCCGGGGGAGGGGGCAUUGCAGCCGGUGGCAGCCUAGGCGCCUGAGCCAGAGGAGACCGGGAAAGCCGCGCCCGUCAAGGCAGAGGCCUCGGACCCGCGCCCGGAACGCCAUGGCUGCGAAGCUGCUGCUUCUCCUCUGCCUGUUCUCCGGCUUGCAUGCUCGGUCUAGGAGGGUGGAAGAGGAUGAGAAUGAAGACUCUCCGUCGAACCAGAAGUGGGUCUUGGCGCCCAGGUCACAAGACACUGACGUGACGCUGAUUCUCAACAAACUGCUGAGGGAAUACGACAAGAAGCUGAGGCCGGACAUCGGAAUAAAACCAACUGUGAUUGAUGUGGACAUUUACGUUAACAGCAUUGGUCCUGUGUCAUCCAUAAACAUGGAAUACCAAAUUGAUAUAUUUUUUGCUCAGACCUGGACAGACAGCCGCCUUCGAUUCAACAGCACAAUGAAAAUACUUACUCUGAAUAGCAACAUGGUUGGCUUGAUAUGGAUCCCAGACACCAUCUUCAGAAACUCUAAGACAGCGGAGGCUCAUUGGAUCACCACACCUAACCAGCUCCUCAGAAUCUGGAAUGAUGGGAAAAUCCUUUACACAUUAAGGCUCACCAUCAACGCAGAGUGCCAGCUGCAGCUGCACAACUUCCCCAUGGACGCGCACGCCUGCCCCUUGACUUUCUCCAGCUAUGGCUACCCCAAAGAAGAAAUGAUUUAUCGUUGGAGGAAAAAUUCAGUUGAGGCAGCUGAUCAGAAAUCGUGGCGGCUCUAUCAGUUUGACUUCAUGGGCCUCAGAAACACUACAGAAAUCGUGACAACAUCUGCAGGUGAUUAUGUUGUCAUGACUAUCUACUUCGAACUCAGCAGAAGAAUGGGUUACUUCACUAUCCAGACAUAUAUUCCCUGCAUACUGACUGUGGUUCUCUCCUGGGUGUCGUUUUGGAUCAAAAAAGAUGCAACACCAGCAAGAACAACAUUAGGCAUCACCACAGUGCUGACCAUGACCACGCUCAGCACCAUUGCCAGGAAGUCCCUGCCUCGGGUGUCCUACGUCACUGCCAUGGACCUCUUCGUGACCGUGUGCUUCCUGUUCGUCUUCGCUGCGCUGAUGGAGUACGCCACCCUCAACUACUACUCCAGCUGUCGAAAGCCAGCCGUCAGGAAGAAGAAGACAUCGUUAUUACAUUCAGAUUCCACAAGAUGGAUUCCUGAUCGAAUAAGCCUACAGGCACCCUCGAACUAUUCCCUCCUGGACAUGAGGCCUCCACCACCGGUGAUGAUCACACUAAACAAUUCCGUGUACUGGCAGGAGUUUGAGGACACCUGUGUCUACGAGUGUCUGGAUGGCAAAGACUGCCAGAGCUUCUUUUGCUGCUACGAAGAGUGCAAGUCGGGCUCCUGGAGGAGAGGCCGCAUCCACAUCGACGUCUCGGAGCUGGACUCGUAUUCCCGGGUCUUCUUCCCGACGUCCUUCCUGCUGUUCAACCUGGUCUAUUGGGUUGGAUACCUGUACCUUUAAGUCGCUGCUCUGAAGGAUGACUGGAGUACUUGAUUUACGUUUUCCCGUUCCCCACCCUCACCCCCACCCCCAGACAAGUAGUGACCAACCAAAACAUAGCAGGGAAGGACGCCACUCGAGUUUGUUAUGUUACCUUUUAGCAGCGUGGGAAGUACCGGGAAGGUAUUCCUUAUAAAUAUUUCACUCACACACGCUCACAUGCGCGUGUGCGCACACAAACACACACACACACACACAGCAAUUGCAUUUUAAAGUGAUAUUCUUGCUAAUCCCCUCUUCGACCUGUAGUUUGAUGUCUAUGGACGGCCUUCUUGGAUACCAGAAACUGCCAGUCACCAUGCAAAGACACCCGUAAAACACGCAAACAAAUACCAGAGGUUCUCUGAGGCCCUCCCCCUUAGGUGUGAUCCCUCUGUGGUCUUUGGCACCAGUGCCUGUGUGUGCCGCAUCUCUCUUAGCGGAGAUGCCCUGUGCUGACCCCACUCUGAGAUCCAGCUUGAAGGGCAGUCAGCUGCUUUGGGUCCCUUCCUCCGUGAGGUCUGCGUGCUCAGUGCUGCUGUGCCUAGCGAGCCAAGCAUCCCUCCUCCUGGCACCCUUUCUUCCUGCCUGGGAGGUGCUCUUACGUAUCAGCCACGAGUUUCCAUCUGUGGGGAGAAAGCAGGAAACGUGACUUUUAAAACUUGUUGCUGAGGCCACAGCCGCUGUUUGUCUCUUAAUCUCAAGAAGGCGUCAGCUGUAUUUGUACGCUGGGUUCCUGGACCCAGGCGCGUUUCAAGUUAUAGUUUCUGUAAGAGCUGUGUUUGACAUCAUCUGUGGUCUGCCUCAGAUGAUGAGUGUAGCUUUUUUUUUAAAUUGUUAGGGGUUCAGUAACCUUCUUCAUCCUGCAAACAAAGACAUAUACCCAUGGAUAGGCCUUUGCUUUGAAAAUGUAUUCCAGAGCGUGAAAUAAGGUACAUGGACAGCAUUUAAUAAUGAACAUUAACAUUCAAGCCAAAUCGACUUUAGAUGCAAAAAAAAUGGGUAAUGGUUAUCUUCAAUUACACGUUUUGAUGACCAAAAAAUUAUUUUAUACUUUGGAAAAUGGAUACAUAGCAAAAUCCCAAAGAUACAUAGCCUCCCCCCAAAAAAAUCAAUUCUCUUUUGAUAUUUUUAUAACACAAGACAAAUUUGCUUCUUGAUAUUAGUUCUUUGCUAUGACCGGAUGUUCCCCUGCACUUCCGGUCCACGACCCUGCUGAGAUGUGCUCUGUUGGCAACACACAGACCAUUGCUCUCCUCAGCAGUAUCUCGGUGUUAGGUGUUAUUACAGCCUUCACCGUACAACCCCCCUGUGCUUUCUUUGCUCUCCCAAAGCUGAAUUCGUUUUAUCCAGUCAGUAGUUUCUCAUAUAUAUACUGUAUGAUGACAUAGAAAAAGUAAAAUGUUAUAUAAGUAGCAUAUAUAAAAGCAGUGAUUUCACACAGGUUCUUAGACGUACUUCAGGAAUGGUGACGGCUGUGGAAGAAAGCAGAGACACUGAACUAGACCUUUUGGCUGAUUCUUCCUAAUGCCGUUGCAUGUGACGUUGAGUGUGGAAACAGGCAUAACCGCUCAGUUGAAAGGGUAAUGACGGCCGUCUGUGUGUGUGUGAGAGACCGUCACUCUUUCCUCCCGAGAUUUCAGCCAGCGAACCACUGGUUUGACAGUCACGACGUAAGUCAUUUGGCCUCUUGUUAGAAAAUUCGGUUUCAGAAACUGAAAUGGCAAAUACGUGUGGAGACUAGGCUGAAGAUGAUGGCUUAAACGAAACCUCUCCUCUGUCGGGGGAAUUUUGCCUACCCUGCACUGGUGUCCCUGAAUCUCCCGCCUUCGGCAGGCCCACUCUGGAGUGCUCAAGACAGAGGGGAAAGCAACACACACAUUCGCAAACACUGUAAGUCUAGAAUUCCCAGUAAGAAUUGUAACCUCUCACAUUUCAAAAGUUAGGGAGUAAGCCAAAUUUUCUAGUCAUUUUUUUUUCUGGAGGGUUAGAACCUACAAGGAUUUGCUAUGGCAGAACUGACUCUCUGUUACCUGAGAUCAGCUCCAUAGCUGCCUCUUCCCUCAAAACGUCUCGAUAUUUAGACUUUUACAUCUAAGACAUCCACGCCAGUAGACAGUCAUCGCCUCCUGCGUAAACUCGGCCAGGCUGACCACAACCCUGAAAGAACCAGCACAUGUCCCAGAAGCAUUUCAAUGCCAGUUUCCCAGUAGAAUUCAAUUAACUAUGGCAGUCUGAAUUUCCAGGAUAACCACUGUAUUUCACGAAACAGGAGAGAUGCCUACCCAUUGCCCAGCGGCAAAGCUGUGGGCUCUAAAGCAGGAUCUUUGAGGAGAGCUCGAUACACCAGGAAGAGUGAGAAAUGCAUCCCUCCUUAGACACCAGCCCUCCUUACGUAUUUAGAGGGGCUUGUGCAGCACACACAAGCUCAGUCCUACUCUAGACUGCCCUGGCCUCUGUUUCUUUCGCCCACGUGCAGAGCUGCGGAACGCUUGGGGGUAGUGGUCUGAAGGACCUGCAUUUCAAAGGUGCUACUGUGUUCCUCACUCUUAGAAGCACUCCAAAUGAGUAGACUCUGUUUGAAGGAAGAUUCCAGCUUCCCGACCACUGUGGAUCACACUGAAAACUGUGACUGUCUCUCCUUUAAACCACAUCCUGCUUGACAGAGAAAAACCAAACAGGUAUUUCACACACUAGUGAAAUAAAAGGGCAGUGUCUCUUCAAAGCCUAGACAGUUUCACCAUGGGCGUCUCAGACACAGGGUGGAGGACAGCGGUAAUAAAUUACUCUAGACCCAGCCAACACUGCCCCCAAUUAGCCAACAUAUGCCUUAAGAUAAAACAUAAAGCCCCCCCAAAUUUUUCAUUUUCUAGAAGUUCCCAUUUCCUGCAGUAACCCGUAUUUCAUUACUAGAUCUUACCUUUUUCAUGCAUGGAUGAAAAUAGAAUUUUAUUUCUUUAUAUGACACCCAGGCAUCUUCACUUUUGCAACAGCUGGGUUAACUGCAGACUUCUAUUGAUUCUUCCAACAUGGAAAUGCUUGCCCUUAACCACAAACCAUUUUCAUGUUCUGGGUGGGAACCUGAGGGUAAAUGUCCACAGAACAGCACUGUUCCAGACGACUUGACCUGGUAGUCAGUCAGUUGCUGCAGUGAAAGAUGUUUUGUGUGCAUUGUAGCUCUACACAUCGCCAUAUCUGGAAACCAUGGAAGCAAGGGACCAGUAAUCCCAUUUCACAUCACUUCAUCUUAACACGGCUAAGAAGCAGUGGUCCACUCUAUCCAAAGGGCUAGGAAACAAAACUAACAACACCUCUGCCUCCUCGGCCAUUUUAAUCUUGGAUACCAAACAGAAAAUUUUAUUUGAAACUUGAAGAAUUGCAGCUGGUCCCAGAUGUUGUACUUCUAUUAUGUCACUUUAAUGCCCUUAAAGCACUGAGCAUCUUGAAUCUGUUUGCAGUUUGGCCACUGUUUUGAAGUUUGGUUUUUUUUUUCUUUUAGGAUUCAAAAGCACUUGAGUUUCCCUAUGAAAAGUAGUAAAAAUUGACUAGAGGUAAACAUAACGCUUAACUAAGCAUACACCGAAAUGUUGAGCUCUGUUUAUGCUGGUAGAUGGUCGAUUUGGAGCUUUAGAACACAAGUAUACAGAAAGGUGUUUGGAAAUAGGAAGGACAAAAACAGAAGGCUGACACUCAGCAAGUGUCUUAUUCACAGUUUUUCCCGAGCUCCCUACAAGUAGCUCGUAGUGAACAUUGGGUCCAAGAGUAAUGCAGUACCAGGGAUCCCUGUUCUCCAUGUAAGCAUGGCCCAAGAGCUGAACGCUAACGGAGCACUUAGGAUGGACUUUUCAACCUUUUCGUGACUUUUCCUGCAAUAAAAUUCCAGCCUUAAAGAACCUUAUGUAAAUCAGCGCUGAAAUCUGAACUGAGCUCUUAUUGGCCAUUAAAAAGUUUCCCAGGUUUUUAAAGAUUAUAUUAUGUGAGUUAGUAAAUGCUUACACACACACACACACACUACACAUCCAAAAAUUAAGAAAGUUUACACGUUGUUUUGGCUAGAAGCUAAAGCUUAGAAGUUAAAGGUUAGAGGAAGCUAGUAAAGGUCGUGCGUGGUAAUUGAGGCAAAUAUAAACUGCUUUGCUUGGUCUAUUCAGUUAGGACCAAAGUUAAGACUACUUCACUCUUCACAUCUGUAAAGGGCUCUCCCAGCCAAGGGAACACGCUGCAUGGGGUGAGUCAGUAAUAGUUACUGCAGUUAAGAAAGGCUUCUCCGUCUGCUACAUAGUUUAAAAUCAACAGGUUGGGGAUCAAAUGUCGUAACAACAAUCCUCCCAAGCUGAGCUGGUCCCUGCUUUGUUUUGUCCUUUUCUAAACAUUUAAAGAUGCUUCUUCAUAUGUUUGCAAACAAGUACAGCCUGCCUUCUAUAUCUGCGUAUUCUGAAUCCAUGAUUUCAGCCACCAUCAAGAAUGCCAAACACUUCUGUCUCUGUCCCUAGCAUUGCUUCCCUGACUAUACCAGAGCAAGAGAGACGGACGUAGAAUUGUCUUAAGCAGUGUAAGCACACCUCGUGGUGACUGAACGUGUAGGGAAGAAUGUGCAUAGUGUCUAUGCAUAUAACGUAUCACUUUGUUCAAAGGCCUUGAGCACCCAAGGGUUCUGUUUUCCUGAGGGGCCCUGGGACCAGCCCCCUACAUAUUUGGAGGAGUGACUGUAAUGUUUACAUUUCCUAUAACAGACUUAGAUCCAGAUAUCUCCUGGUUGUCCUACCCACUGAAGUACCAUCUCAGUACAUGUACACGACCAAGCCAAUGUUCUUUUCUUAAAUAUGCAUUCUUAGAUCAGGUGCUUACAACAUGGCUAUUUCAGUCCCCAGAAUACAAGACAUUUCAAAAAAUUACGAUUAUCACCACUGACAUCCAUUCAGGCAAAAAAAAAAAAUAGUUCCCACCUGCCAUCAAUCACUUUUUAACACCUAAGACUUUAUAUAGUGAACCCCAAAAUCAUUUUAGGGAAAAGACCUCUGAAGCUAAGCCAUAGCUUCAUGAGUGUUGUGAGAAUCAUUGUGGAGGAUACAAUAGGUCAUGCAUGGCUGAAGAAAACAUGGCAUGGGGUCCACCUUCUGAUUUUCUCCCCAGACAGGCUGAGUUAUCAAUGAGGGCUCUAAAAUAAUUAAUAUUCACUGCAACAUAUUUUUACCAAGGGUCAUUCAUGUUUAUAACAGGAUUUCUAUCAAAUUUUUAUGUGAGGGUGAAGUCCCCCAACACACAGAACCCCACAUUGGGAAGACCCAGCUGCCCAACCCUCUGCCUAGCCUUGACAGUCACAGGGGACAUUCAGUUAACUGGUGACACUAUUGUAUCCUUGCACUUUCAGGGUGGUCUUAAAAAUUAAAAAUAAAAAUGAAGACGAAAGAUAGGAAGCAAACAAGAGUUUGUUUUUUUAAGCUGUCCCUAUGAUUAGAAGCAGAAGUUUAUGACUGAACUUUCAACCUUUUAACAGUAGAUCAGAGUCUAGAUUUCUCCUCUUUCUUCAGAAGUCCACCCACCCUGCUUCAAGGAUUUCUCAGUGCAUAAGAAGUGCGUGCCGCCUGGUGUUUCUCUCUUCCUUUUCAUUUUUACCUCAUUGGACAUUUUUAGUCAUUUUCUUCUAGAUAAUGUUUUAAUUGGCUGGAGACUAUUUCUUUUUUUCUCAUGGGGUUGCUUCUUUGGAAUCUGUGAUUUUUUUAUUGCCCAAAGAAACCACCACUCUGUCUCUGUCCAUGUCAUUUGGGUCUAGGAGUCAAUAAUGCCCACCAGUUCAUGUUGCCAUUUUCUUUAAUUAUAGUCACUUUAAAUACAUGAUUGUUUUUUUUUCAGUUUAGAGUAAUAAUGGAAAUAGCCCCAGAGGCACAAUGGCCAACUGUGUUAGUGAACCACGUUUACAUACUGACAUGUUUGUUUAUAGAUACACGUCCUCUUGGUAAGCAGCUCCUGCACUCAGCAAAGCUUUGCUUAUCUGUGUUCUCCAUGAAAGACUCUAGAAAGAGUGACAAUUUUUUCAGGGACUGACCUGCAUCUUGUUUGAAGUGACGGGGUUAUCUUGUGUUUACAUGCAGUGAUGUGCGUUUUUUUGUAUUCGUGUGUACAGCGGUGAAACUGGACAACUUAUUAAUGUGUGCAUUACUCUACCCGUCACCCCAAAUUUAGUUGAAACCCUUAGAGGAGCACAGCUUCCUAGUGAUAGCAUGUUAGCUUAGUGAGCCUCUGGUGAAGGCAGACAGGAAACAGGGGGAGAAGGGGAAAGGGAGAGAGGGGCCCAGAUAGAGUUAAGAGACAAUCAUUGUAUUCUCCCAAAGUAUGGGAUCACAUCCUUUAAAAAAAAUCAAGAUGCGGUGCCUGACCGGAAGCUGAUGUGAAGAGCACGGAAGCACCAAGUUACUUGGGUGCCUUGAUUAUUUGUGUACUGCGGCCAGGUGUACCUAAUGCAUUGAAAGCCCUUCUCAAUAUUUAGAUGCUACACCGGCAUUGCAGUGUUCACUUGGGAAGCCACGUAGUUGUUCUCAGAUAAACCCAGAUAGGAUCAGGGCUGGCUUGAAACUUCAAAGCCUAGGAGUCCGCCACGGAGUAUGCAGGGCGGUUCUGUGGAGGAAAACGUUCAUGGUCCUGGACCGUGUCCCAGGCAAAGAGAUGUGGGGGGUCCACUCUGUCUGCUCGGAGUCCUUGCAGCCUGUGGAGCCUAUGGUGGGGCUGAUUCCAGAAGCCCACAGCAUUUUAGCAUCAGUUCUGAACAAGGGAUGAGUGUAGAAGGAUUUGGAUGGGAGGAGGGGUAACCUGGCCUGCCCAAGUGCUGGCCCCUCAGAGAGCUAGGGACAGGGUCAGAGGCUGGCCCCUCGCCAGUGUCUUUCAAGAGCCCUGGGUGCUCUGCUGUCCCCGAGGGUCCUCCUCUCCACUGUAAAACGUGACUCCCUGUACCCUGCAUCUCGUGGUGGUGUCCUAGUGAAGCGAGGGCGCCCUUGUGCCCAACGUGCCUUGGCAACCCCGGCGGCACCGCGCCCUGCCUUGCACGUCGCGACCCCGCCGAGCCCUCAGGGCCAAGCCCAGCCAGAAGCCAGCUGAGCCUCUUGACUGGGUCGCCCUCUGUAUUUGUAUUUGGAUUCCUACGUUUGUACUUCUGAUACAAAAUAAAUGCACAUGUUGUCAGAAA